This is a messenger RNA of Stylonychia lemnae, 2754 nucleotides long. The record is from the annotation of a GenBank genome assembly. NCBI's taxonomy places the organism in Eukaryota, Ciliophora, Spirotrichea, Sporadotrichida, Oxytrichidae.
AUGUCUUAAAUUAUAUCAACCAUAAUUAGACUAAUACUUGUAGUUUUCACCUUGGGUUUUUUCUUCUUAGCUUAUGAGUAAGAGCUCAUUUAGAAAAUUCUAAGUUAAGAUUAAGAUGAAUCUACCCUGAGAGACUCUUAACUCUUACGACUAAAACAAUCUUUAAUAUCUAAGAAGCUAAGAGAUCUCAAAUCUUUUGGGGCAUUUGAUCUUUACGAAUACUCUCCAGGAAAUACAUCUUAUGGCAGCGGGGAUUAAAACUUAACAGACGAGGAAUUGUUAAAUCAACCAAUGGAAUAAUUCAUUUAUAUGACAUUCAUCAUUCCUGGCCAUCAAUAAUCAUUCAAAGAUUACUAAUAAUUUAUGAUCAAAUACCAUAACAAGACUCAAAAGCAUAUGUAGCAACACUUUAUAAAUAAUGAAAUAGAGUUCCAAAUAUAUAUAUUCGAUUUCCAGGAGCAACCGUCUGGAAAUUCAGGUGAUAUAGUAAUGAUGUAGGCUAAGUAUGUCUUCAGAGUUAUCUAGGAAAAGGUGCUGUUUUACAGAAGGAAAUGCAAGGUGACAAUAAUUGGUAUUGAUGAGGGAGCAUUAGUAGCCUAAGUCGCGAUUGAAUAACCCAGAUUUCCCCAAAAUUAAAUUUCAAAUAUCAUAUCUAUCCUCAAUCAUUAUCCAGUUAAGUUAAAGAAUACUUAUUCCCCUUUGCCUGCAUACUUUUUAGAUGAGGUCACUAGAGAUCUCUCUUUCUAGGUUAAGAAUAAUAUUUUCCAGAUUGUGAUAAAAAACUGUGAUGUCUAUGAUGAAGGUUAGAAGUAUUUAGGAUACUUCUUGAACUAGAUUAAAUUUUCUAUCGAGACAAGUACAAAUCAAAUGCAAAAGAUUAACACAUGUUUCUAUGGUAAGAACUUACUUGAUAACGGUAAUUAUCAAAGUUUUGUUAUAAAUACUGUACUAAAUUCAACAUCUAAGCAAAAUAAAGUGCUAUCAAACAGACUUACAAAUGCCACAACACAUGUAAUUAAUUAGAAAAGCAAUGUGAAAUCAGUAAAUACUAAACAAAUAAAUUUCAACUACUAAGAAGGAACUAAAGUGGAUUUUGAAGGCUCAGACUUCACUACUUUAGUAGACAAAGAUUACAUGAAAUUCGAAAUGAACAUUACUCUAAAUAGUAAAGAGAGAUAUUAGUUUGUGACUGACUGUGAAGACAUAAAGUUUUACCAGAGUUUAAAUGGAGAAAACUACAAGAUAGAAGUUUUUUUAGCUGACAUAAAAUCUUAAUCGCAUUAUAGGAGAAUCAAAUAUACCUCUUUCACCGGGCGAGAGUUGCUAUUGAGAACUGACAAGAAAUAAAUCGAUCAUCUAAUGUUCGAAGUUACAAACAAUAUCACUAAAAAUUCUAUGUGUUCUUUGAAAAUUCACCAAGAUUAAUAUAGGAAGUAUCACUAUACAAAGAACAUAAUCAGUAGUUAGGAUUUCUAGUUAAUCAUCAAGGACUAAAAUUUUGAAGUACUAAUGAAUCAAAUUAGUGAAAGUUUGGGUAAUCCCCUACCUUUACGAGUAUGUUCAAAUAGUGAUUUGAUUGUGGAGUAAAACGGAGAAAUUCAUAUUCACUUUAAGGGCUGUAAAACUUACUUGAUCGAUAAUUUAGAGUCAAUUAAUAUUCUUAGCCUAGUAAUAUUCACAAAGCUAUCCUAUUAAAACGAGUAACUCAUUCUCGUGCCUAUCUUAUCAUAUUCUAUGACCUACUUACUUAUAGUAGUUUACUAAAUUAUCAAGGUGAUUUUAGGAACUUUUCUUUUUGAUAUUUGGGAUAAGAUUGAUAAAAAGCUUCAUCCGAUAAGAACAUUCACUCAAUAUCUAAUUCUAUUUAGUAUGCUAUUUAUGCUCGCAUUUGCGUUUGUCUUGCGUUUGCAAACUAUUAUUUUAGUCUCUGGUCUGUUUAGUUAUUUAACAGUGAUGAUUAAAGCAAGUAAACUUAAAAAAUGGAUGGAAUAAUCUGAAGAUGAGAAGUUGAAACAGUAUGGUAAACGUUAAGCCUGGAAUAUGAUAGACUUCACUCUCAUAGGGUUAAUAACCUUAGCUACAUAUUAUGAAAGCUUUAUAGUUGAAGCUUGGAGAAUUUAGGAUUAAGAAAAUAGACUGAAAUACCCCUAUGACAAUGAUCUAGUCCUAUAUGUUCCAUAAAUAACUUUCUUUAUGUCAAUUAGCAUAGUUAGUAAAGAUAAUCUGAAGACAGUGAUGAAAAACAUCGGAGUGCCAUUUCUUUCAAUAAUGCUUGCUUUCUAUUCUCUAAGUUGCUACAAAUUCUUGUAUAGAGCCAGAAUCAUUUUAGGUAUUACAUUAAUGAUUGUGAGUUCAUUUUUCUAUAUGGGUGCUUGCUUAAUUAUUAAUAGCAAAAGAAUAGCUAAACUAGAGUAAAAACGAAUAGAGAGAAGAAAGCUAAGAAUCGCCUUUAAGCGAGAAAAGGCUGAUAAAAAGUUCAAGCUAUAUUUAGAGGAUUAGUAGAGAUUUUAAAGUAUUGAGGCCGCGAAAUAAACAUAAGAUCCUCUAGAGGAAGUCUAGUAGGAAGAUGAGCUAACUAUUGAAAGCUAAUCUUAAAAGUUGAAUCCUGAAUAAACUAAUAAUGAAGUGAUUAACGAAAAAAUAGUAGAAGUUAAUACAGAUGAGACCAUAACUUAAUUAAAACAAAACUAAGAAUAAGUUGAGAAACAAUAAAAUAAAAAGAAAAAUAAAAAGUCUAAAAAGAAAAAUCAAUGA